Penicillium maclennaniae is the source of this 762-nucleotide messenger RNA. Its product is annotated as HAD family hydrolase. The record is from RefSeq and is a predicted model, not a curated record. The coding region runs from base 1 to 762 and encodes 253 amino acids. Lineage: Eukaryota; Fungi; Ascomycota; Eurotiomycetes; Eurotiales; Aspergillaceae. The transcript is spliced from 2 exons.
AUGCCGAAGAUCACCGAGCUCUUCUUCGACUGCGACAACACUCUUGUCCUGUCGGAGGAGCUAGCCUUCGAAGCCUGCGCCGACUUGGCCAAUGAAAUUCUGGAGAAGCAGGGCAUUCCUGAUCGCUACACCGGUGGCCAGCUCAUCAAAGACUUCGUCGGCCAAAACUUCCGAGGCAUGAUGAUCUCGCUGCAAUCCAAGUACAAAUUCGAAUUAGAUCAGGAUGAGCUUGAGAGAUACGUCACCAAGGAGGAGGACAAGGUCAUCGAGAAGCUGGAAGCUAAGGCUCAACCUUGCGUCGGUGCUUCCGAGGUUCUGCAGAGACUCUACGAUUCUAAGAAGUACGGCAUGGCGGUCGUCUCAUCCUCGGCUCUGCGUCGCGUACGCGCCUCUAUCAAGAAGGUCGGCCAGGACAAGUACUUUGCUGAAGACAUGGUGUUCAGCGCUGCUACCUCGCUGCCCAAGCCCACCUCCAAGCCUGACCCGGCUAUCUACCUUCAUGCUCUUGAAUACGUCAAGAAAACAGCCGCCGAGACUAUCACCAUAGAGGACAGCAAGUCCGGCGCACUCUCUGCCAUUCGUGCCGGAAUUCCCGUCAUUGCCUACGUUGGUAGCUACAGUAGCGACAUGCAGGAGGAGAUGGGCAAAUGCCUGAUGGAACUCGGUGCCAAGAUCGUCAUGACCGACUGGUCUCAGUUCGACAAGUGCCUAGAGUUCAUUGAGAGUGGAGUUGAUAGCGAGGCUCCUCAGUCGAGCCUGUAA